AUGCAGAUGGCUGCUCGAAGUGCCUCCCGCGAACGAGGCAGGAAGCUGUACAUCGGUGGACUGCCCCAGGAUGUCGUUAAGGACGAUCUUUUGCACGAAUUAACGAAGUAUGGAGAGGUGGUAGACGUGUGGAUUGCUCGUAAUCCACCUGGGUUUGCUUUCGUUGAGUAUGUGACAGCCGGGGAUGCCGAAAAGGCUGUCAGAGCCCUUGACGGUGUGAAUCUUUGUGGAUCUCACGUUCGAGUUGAGUUUGCACGUGCUGGGCGUUCAAAGAAACGUCCAAGUGCCCGUGGUUCUCGCUCUCUUGGUCGAGGUCCCCCGAGACGCUACGAAUCUCCGCGACGUAGUGGAAGAUAUUCACCUCCAUUCGAGGGAUCACGCUACUCGUACGACCAACUCGCGCCGUUCUAUCCCGAUGUCGCCACUGCAGCAGCAGCCGCAGCUGCCGCCGCAGGUUUUCCGUACGGUAUGCCUGGCUACGCACCUAUGUUGCCAUUUUUACCACCUGAAGAAUUGCUCCGCAGUUUACAACCACCUCGCCGUUCUCUCGGCCGCACACCGCCUUCGGUCUAUCCUCGUGGUCGUUCGCCUGGACUUCGUCGAAGAAGUCGAAGUCCCUUGGAAUCCGGAGGUCGUUCGCGUGGCCGUAGUUCAUCCAUAACAUACGACGGUAGGAGUCGAGAUAGGCGUUUUGACCCACAGGGCCGUUCGUUCAAUGAUGUUCCGCGUUCGCGUGGCCAACGAGACGUAAGAAAUGGGUAUCCGUCACCACCUGUCGACGGAAGACGCGAUGCACCUCGUGUGCGUGGUGGACUCGACGAUCCCGUUCCUAAUAACCGAACAUCACAUCAUUUGGAUGGAUGUGUCACGUGCAGGACACGGGCCAAACGAAGGCAUGCCCUGCUUGGUCAGAAUGCCAGCCGAUCCGAGUCAAGCACCUGUGACUCGACGCUUCUCGCCCCCCUCACGGAGAUUCUAGCACGACCUUGUGGAACACUCUGUGACUACCCUAUAAAUACAGCGUCAGUAGGGCCACCUUCUACCGAGAUGAUCGGUGACCUAUCGAUCAAGGAUAAUACGGAUACCGGUCAAAAUGGACUAAACCGACCACCUACCACACCAGAUGGGAAGAUUUGGCCAUCUAACGUCCGAAUUCACUCAGAAGGCUACUUCUGUGUUAAAUUCGACCGAGAACGUGUUCAGUCACUUGUUCGGCAGCACUGCGUUCAGCAAAGUGAUGGAAAUCUUCUGGGUGUUUGGAUAUUGACCCGGAUCGAUCACUGGGAUAACGAUCAGGAAUGUACGGUCUGUUUGACGAAUCAAGUCCUCAUGCUGAUCAGUCUGAAUUUCAUCACGGAGAAGAUUAUCUGGGUACAGCGCAUCCCGUUGAGCAAUAUUCACACGAUUCGCUUGGGCAAUCUCAUGUCACCGCAAUGGUCUGUUUUGCCACAUCGUAACUUUGGCGCGGUUCAACUUAUUUGGGGUCCACUGGCAAACACUAGUUGGAAAGAACGUUGGAAUCCGUUGUCCAGAGAGAUUCCGGCAGCAACCUUGCACCAUCAUCCAUGUUUUUACGCGCAUGAGUUUCUGAAGGAUAAGGAUAUGUACGAUUGCGAUACGCUAGUCGCUCGUCUGACUGUGAUGCUUGAGCCCGUGGCGGUGCAGCCGGUCCAUCAGGACAUUCUACUCAACUCCCGCUUUAAUCUAGUCAACUUAUUCUACAAUCAGAGCAACCUGGGCUUCUGCAAGGAUAGAAACGGGAUGAGUUUCUAAUCAUAGUCCAUCUGGGGGUACUUUCCUAGCGAUGCCUCUGUCGGAGACCCAGCAUGUCAUAUCACAUACCACACGCAUAUCAUACCGAAUUUUUGUUGUAUCAUUUGUCUUUCUCAUGCAAGGGUAUUCUAAAUGCUAUUGAUAAAUUUGACUUUCUG
Molecule: messenger RNA, 1931 nt
Organism: Opisthorchis viverrini
Lineage: Eukaryota; Metazoa; Platyhelminthes; Trematoda; Opisthorchiida; Opisthorchiidae
Exons: 10
Coding region: 1-1773 (590 amino acids)
Cellular component (GO): cytoplasm
Molecular function (GO): RNA binding
Source: RefSeq, a predicted model, not a curated record